AAAGGAGGAGGCGUCUCCGCCCGCUGCGACUGCGAGGGAGGGAGGAAUCGAGAAGAGAACGUCCGUCCGCCGGGUGGAGAGAUGGGAAGGAGGAAGACGGUGGAGGUCCCCGACGAGGCGCUGGAGUGCGUGAUGUCCUACAUCCGCGACCCGCGCGAUCGCAGCGCGGCGUCGCUGGUGUGCAGGCAGUGGCGCCGCGUCGACUCCCGCACCCGCCGGCACGUCACCGUCCGCUUCUGCUACGCCGCCACCCCGGAGCAGCUCACCCGCCGCUUCCCCCUCUUGGAAAGCCUCACCAUCAAGGGCAAGCCCCGGGCCUCCAUGUACGGCCUCAUUCCUCAAGAUUGGGGAGGGUACGCCGGCCGAUGGAUCAGGCAUCUGAGUUCCGGCAGCUACCUCUCGUGGCUCAAGUCGCUUCACCUCCGCCGGAUGGUCGUCGGCGACGCCGAUGCCGAGAUCCUUACCGCCGCCGGCGGGUGCAGCGGCCACAGCGUCCUGGAGAGUAUCGUCCUGGAGAAGUGCUCGGGGUUUUCCACCGACGCGCUCUAUUAUAUCGCCGCGCGUUGCCGGAACCUCAAGGUCUUGUCUGUAACGGAAAGCCUGGUCGAUGAGAGGAGCGGCGAAUGGAUACACCAGCUGGCUCUCUCCAACACCACUUUGGAAACCUUAGACCUCUACAUGACCGACUUGGAGAUGGUUGGCGUUCGGGACCUGGAGAUGAUCGCUGCCAAUUGCCCUCGCCUGUCGACGCUUGUUGUCGCCAACACCGACCUCCUCCAGUUGGGCGGGGUCUUGGCAAGCGCUACGAAGCUCAAGAAAUGGGGCGGCGGCCAGUGCUUCGGCAGCCAGGAGCCGCUUGCUGCGUACGAGAGGUUUCAUUUGAACUUCUCGGGAGGCUUGACUUCGAUCGUGGGGCUGAACUUCAUGACCUCUAUGGAGCUCUCGGCGGUCCUGCCUGUUGCUGCGAGGUUGAAGGGUUUGGAUUUACAGUACACGCUUCUCGACUCUCAGAGCCUCUGCCGAUUGAUAUCUCUCUGCGUCAACCUUGAGGAAUUGGAGGUGCGUAAUGUGAUAGGGGAUGAGGGGCUGGUGGUGAUAGGAACUACCUGUAAGAGGUUGAGAAAACUUAGAGUGGAGAGAGGAGCAGAUGGGCAAGGCUUGGAUGAUGAGAAGGGAUGGAUUUCUUUGAAUGGAUUGUCUGUAGUUGCUGAAGGCUGUCCCCUAAUUGAGUACAUGGCAACUUAUGUUUCUGAUGUCUGUAAUUCUGCUCUCGAGACAAUUUCAAGGUGUUGCAGGAAUCUCACUGAUUUCCGUUUGUGUCUUUUGGACAAAGAAGAAAAUCCAACUGAACUACCUCUAGACAGAGGGGUCAGAGCUCUGCUGGUUGGAUGCCCACGGCUCCGAAGGUUUGCCAUGUAUCUAAGACCAGGAGGAAUUACAGAUGCUGGCCUGGCCUAUAUUGGACAGUUUGGGCUCAGUUUAAAUUGGUUGCUACUUGGCUUUGCUGGUGAGACUGACAAGGGGCUCAGAGACCUAUGUAGUGGUUGUCCUCGGCUAGAAAAGCUGGAGAUGAGAGGAUGUUGGUUCAGCGAAGCUGCGCUAGCUCGUGAGGUUCCUAAGUUAAAAUCUUUGAGAUACUUGUGGGUUCAGGCCUAUGAUGCUACACCUUGUGGUCAUCACCUCUCAGCUAUGUCAAGGCCUUUUUGGAAUAUGGAGUUCUGCCCUGGUCGUUUGUUGUCUGCCGGUAUGGGCAAUAAAGAUUUUGUAGUAGAUGGAGACACAAGUCUGGAUCCACAGGUGAUUGCUUAUGGCUCUCUUGCCGGAAGGCGUUCCGACUACCCCUGUUCAACAGUGUUCCCAGUUGUUUGAAGCCACAGCUUCGUAAGGUCACUUACAGUUGAAACUUCACAAGGUUAUUGCAGGUCGGAUAGGUUUCAGAAUCUGUAAUUGGAGAAGGAAAGCAGUGGGUUCCCAGGUUGUCAAAUCCUUUAUGUUGGUGGAAAUGUCUUCACGGCAAACAUAUAAAACUUUAACGUUACAUGGUACGUACCAUCUCGUGGACAUGUCCUCAACGCUAAUCAGUCACAGUGACUUAUGUAAUUCUUUGUUGGCGUUCUUUCCUUGGAAGAAGAGGAAGGUGUGAAGAAGAAAUCUAGUUGCCUGUUCUUCUUCUAGUUGGGAGCCGAAUGGACGAAACGUUGCCUUUCCUCCUUGAUCGUUAAUGAUCCGAUUGUUCCAAAUCACAGGCGACUCUGAUCGGUGGAACUCCGGCAACUGGUUAUGCGUUCCUUUGUAGAUAUCUUCUUGUUUCCAAAAAAAAAAAAUCUUUGGCACCUGUUUGUAUGUAUAUACUAGGAACUAUACCCACGACCGGAAUAAUUUGAAUUCGAAUUUCAAAUUUUGGAUUCCGAAGUCGGCAGACAGUGUAAUUAAUAUUAACUGAAUGCUUUUGUGUUUGUGCGGUGAGCAAGAGAGUUAUUUUUUCUUUA
Nymphaea colorata (pocket water lily) is the source of this 2489-nucleotide messenger RNA. Its product is annotated as coronatine-insensitive protein homolog 1b-like. The transcript has 3 exons. The coding region runs from base 82 to 1869 and encodes 595 amino acids. Gene Ontology annotation, biological process: SCF-dependent proteasomal ubiquitin-dependent protein catabolic process. Lineage: Eukaryota; Viridiplantae; Streptophyta; Magnoliopsida; Nymphaeales; Nymphaeaceae. Gene Ontology annotation, molecular function: protein binding. Gene Ontology annotation, cellular component: SCF ubiquitin ligase complex. The record is from RefSeq and is a predicted model, not a curated record.